AGUCUUUAUAUUGAUGCUAAUAUUUUUUCAGGGGCCGGGCCUUCGGGUCUCGUGGCCGCCAAGUCUCUUCUCCACGACGUGCCCAGGGGCACUUUUGAGGUCACCAUUGUCGACUCCCAACCUCGACUGGGGGGUCUCUGGCCAUCCCAGAGGGACGACAAUGGUGGCCUCAUCCAUCCUCUCAUGGUCGCCAACCAGAGCAAACACACCGUCCAAUUCAGUGAUCUUGCUUGGCCCGAAGAUGCCCCUGAGUUGCCGCAAGCGUGGCAGGUUGGCCAGUAUCUAGAUCGGUACUACAAAGCGUACUGCCUCGCGGCAGAGCUAUGCCUAGAAACUCGCGUUGAGAGGACCGAGAAAACUCGUUCUGGAUCCUGGCGUGUUUGGACUCGCUCAAAGGAUGGAACUCUGGGAGAACGUCCCUUUGAUUAUCUCCUCGUUGCUUCGGGCUAUUUUGGGAAGCCAGCAGUCCCUGGGUCCGACGUGAUUCCUGAGCAUCCCGAAGUACCCGUCAUCCACAGCAGCAAGUACCGAAAUUUGAAGGAUAUGCUUGGAGGAGGUAAACCCAAAGGGGGCAAGAUUCUUGUUGUCGGAGGCCAAAUGUCAGGCGUUGAGAUUGCCGGCACCAUUGCUACACACUUGUCUUCUGUCACGAACUCGCCUGGAACAAGCCCAAUAGCGAACCCUGAGAAAUACUCUGUCCAUCACAUUAUUCAAAAACCGGUCUGGGUAAUGCCAAUGUUUCUAUCACCAAAGGCAAGCUCACCGGCACCCCCCUUCCUGCCGUUGGACUUGGCGUCCUAUAACCUCUCCAACCGUCCCCACCCAUUGACGAAUACGCAAGGUCACAUUACCGAGGAGUCAGCAAUUCGAACCAGUUCCCUUUACGAAACUGCUCUCGGAACAGACCAGUCCAUCUAUUCCCCUGCACUCGCCUUCACCCACAAGGACCAUGCCAACCCACAGUUCAUAGCAGUCAGCGACAACUACAACGAGUUCGUCCGGUCAGGGCUCAUCACUGUGACCCAGGGCAAACUGGACAAGCUUUCCGGUCAUGAGGCUAUCAUCUCGCCAACAGGGGGCAAAGUCGACGACAUUGUAGCAGUGGUUUUGGCGACUGGCUUCAAAGCAUCUGACUCAAUCUCCUUUUUACCGCAGGAAGAACUGGAGACGCUUUCUCUUUCUCCAGACGAUCUGAACAACACCGUUGCGUUGGCAUUCCAUGGCACAUAUCACCCUUGCAUUUCCAACCUUGGAUUCGUGGGAUUCUACCGAUCUCAAUACUGGGGUGUGAUGGAGAUGCAAGCUCGAUUUGUCACGACUCUCUGGAACGCCGGCGGAUCAGGAUCUGUUGCUCUGGCCCAAGCCCUGAAACAAGCUUUGGACAAGGACAAGUCUAUUCAACGGACGAUCGCACUUCGGGACGACCCACGAGCAUCUCAGUUCCCCAUGGGAGACUACGCCUGGCUCAUGCAAGAAUUUGCCACAGCAUUGGAAAUGGAGCGUGUGGACCAUCUCGGUGCUAUGCCCGCACUCCCCCCUGCUGGCAACGAGAUGAACAUUCUGACUCCGGCGCGAUAUCCAUCGAAGAGGCUUAACGAGUUUCAGCAGCCGGAGUUCACGAAAUCUCUAAAGCAGACCGAAGCAACAGUAUGGGCAGGUGUAUCAUCUGGCAAAUUUGUCGCAAAGGCCGUGUUUCGGUCUCUACUGGGAGAGUGGAAGCUGGAGAGGAAACUCACAAGCAAGCUUCCCAGUCACCCUAGCGGUCAUUUCAGCGGUACGGCCAGGUUCUUGCUCCGGGAGGGCACAAGAGAUGGUCGCGAAGCCGAAUUCGACAAGAUUGUCCAAGAAGGCGGUGAUAUCGGCAUGGAGUACCUGUACAUCGAAGAAGGCGACUUUGAGGCCGACAGCGGCUUCACCUUCCGAGCCACUCGUCGCUACAUUUGGCGCUACAACGAGAACAAGGACGAGCUCAGUGUCUGGUUUGCGAAGACGGAUGAUCAGAAGAGGGCCGAUUACCUCUUUCACAAGGUGGAAUUUACGGUGCCAAAGGACGAUAACGAAAAGAGCUGGAAGGCGACGGCUGGACACAUGUGUAUCAAGGAUUAUUACGACGUCAAGUAUGACUUUCGCUUCAAGGCGGUCAACCUGGUGGAUUGGAAUUUGGCGUACACUGUCAAUGGCCCGCAGAAGGAUUACACGAUCGAUGGCACCUACACCCGUUGA
Molecule: messenger RNA, 2223 nt
Organism: Podospora anserina S mat+
Lineage: Eukaryota; Fungi; Ascomycota; Sordariomycetes; Sordariales; Podosporaceae
Exons: 2
Molecular function (GO): NADP binding; N,N-dimethylaniline monooxygenase activity; flavin adenine dinucleotide binding
Source: RefSeq, a predicted model, not a curated record